AUGUCUCCAGGAAUGACCCUUUUCUCGGUCCAAGCCGUCCUCAUUCUCGGCACAGAGGACGGUGCCAGAAUUCUGGCCAAAUACUAUUCUUCCCCGCACAGCACCACCGGCAGUGAGUUCCCUUCCUGGCCAAGGGGUCGAUGCUAUCAAGCCAGGCCAAAACCAUAUAAACUGACAACCCCCCGCCCUCAUGCAGACACUGCAACCUCCAGCAACCCAUACCCUGACCUGAAAGCCCAAAAGGCCUUCGAGAAGGGCCUCAUCGAGAAGACGGCCAAGCAGACGGGCGACAUCAUCCUCUACGAUAACAGAAUCGUCUUGUACAAGCUCGAGUCCGACAUUAUGAUCUACGUGGUGGGCAGCCUGGAAGAGAACGAAAUUCUGCUGUACAACACUGUUCUCGCUAUCCGCGACUCACUACACCUGGUCUUCAAACAAUCCGUGGACAAGCGCACCAUCAUCGAAAACUACGACCUCGUCUCCCUUGCCAUUGACGAAAUCGUCGACGACGGCAUCAUCCUCGAAACAGACCCCACCAUUAUUGUCCAGCGUGUCAGCAGAGCCCCGGCGCAAGACGUGCCCAUCGGCCGCAUCGACCUCAGCGAACAGGGUGUCAAUAAUCUAGCGCAAUUGGGCAAGUCAAAGCUGGCAGAUUGGUUACGGCAAGGCCUGUAA
Metarhizium brunneum ARSEF 3297 is the source of this 675-nucleotide messenger RNA. Lineage: Eukaryota; Fungi; Ascomycota; Sordariomycetes; Hypocreales; Clavicipitaceae. The record is from RefSeq and is a predicted model, not a curated record.